UCCUCAAUUCAUGUGUAUGUUGCACAUUCUCAGAGAAGACUUCAUCAAGUUGAAUAUUUAUUUUGAAGAACUUAACUUUGAAGAAUUGGAGGAACAAAUCGAUUAUGAGGUAGGUUGAAAUGUAUGUGGAAAUGUACGUGGCAAUGUAUGCCGAAAUGUAUGUGGAAAUGUAUGUUGAAAUGAAUGUGGAAAUGUAUGCGGAAAUGUAUAUUGAAAUGUUAAUAGUCUUCACAAAUAAAAGUAUUAGAAUAUUGUAAAUAUUUCUUGACUAGAUCGUGACUUCAGCUCUUGUCUUGUAUUUUGAAUUUGAAUUCCUCAUAUAAUAUGUUAUACAUUUCAAAUAUUUUAUGUCUCAUGACUUGUAUGUGGUAUCACUCAUGUGUCUUAUGCAUCUCAUAUAUGUAUGUCUCGUGCCUUGUAUGUUGUACUACUCAUGUAUCUCAAGUAUGUCUCGUGCCUUGUAUGUUGUACUACUCAUGUAUCUCAAGUAUGUCUCGUGCCUUGUAUGUUUUACUACUCAUGUAUCUCAAGUAUGUCUCGUGCCUUCUAUGUUGUACUACUCAUGUAUCUCAAGUAUGUCUCGUGCCUUGUAUGUUGUACUACUCAUGUAUCUCAAGUAUGUCUGCCUCUUAAUUGUUGUUAGGUUUAUAUAAGAGCGACAACGAAGUUUUAAAUAAAAGUUGUCUAAAUAUUGUCGUAUAUAUUUAUCCCAGUUUACUCAGCUGAUGUCUGACGUUGGCGGAACUAUUGGUCUAUGGAUUGGUCUGUCUAUAUUGAGCAUUUUUGAACUGUUCCAUGUCCUGCUGCAGAUAUGUCAUUAUAUCGUAAGAGGAAAUCAAUAG
Messenger RNA from Lymnaea stagnalis (great pond snail), 842 nucleotides. NCBI's taxonomy places the organism in Eukaryota, Metazoa, Mollusca, Gastropoda, Lymnaeidae. The record is from the annotation of a GenBank genome assembly.